GCGCUAAUGUUAAUAGAUAUGUAAAGUUUUUAACGACGAAAAAUGUCUUCGGCGUUAGUAAAAUGCUUUAAUUUAGCUAAAGCUGUAAAAACAGUGGCAUUUCGAAGCUUCUUAGGAACUUCUACGUCCACUAUACAGUCAUGGAGCCCGGCAGCUACUGUUGGAGCCCUCUCGACCAAAUGCGGCUUACACACGAGCUAUCCCAUGCGACAGGAAAAACUGCUUAUGGAAUUCUUUGAUGAUCCUAAACACUGGAGCGAGAACGAGGUAAAAGUAGGACGCGCUUGGAAGACUGAUGAACUACGCAUCAAGUCUAACAAGGAACUGCAUCAGCUGUGGUACAUACUGUUAAAAGAGCGCAACAUGCUGCUUACCAUGGAGCACGAGUGCAAUGAAAAAAUGGAAAUGUUUCCCAAUCCCGAGCGCAUUGAUAAGGUCAAAAUUUCCAUGGAGAAUCUGGAGACAGUAGUCCGUGAACGCAAUAAAGCUUUUCAUCUACUAGAGACAGGUGAAACGGGUGAGCGUCCACAGCGUCAGGUGAAGAAUGCCUUUGGUCUGCCUAUGGUAUACAGAUCAUGUGAACAUGCUUUGCCACCGUUUAUGAAUACAAAGUGGAUCAAAUCACGGCAUGUAAGCUGUGGCGGUCGUGCUGUGCAAAAAUUCCUGCUUAAAUAUCGUGAAAAGCUUUAUAAUGCGAAGCGCAAGGCCAAGAAUCGUUCACGCAAUGAGGUUAUGAUGAUUUUGCGACGCAAUCCCAACUUUGACUUGAAUUUGCUGCGCAACAGAUUUCCAGAUGUGGACAUUGACAAGCUGCGCCAGACGGAUAAAACUCGUGGACACUAUGUGCCCAAAGUGGAUGUUUAAUUUAUGUCAAUCUUGUUGAAA
Molecule: messenger RNA, 885 nt
Organism: Drosophila busckii
Lineage: Eukaryota; Metazoa; Arthropoda; Insecta; Diptera; Drosophilidae
Gene: mRpL47
Product: 39S ribosomal protein L47, mitochondrial
Exons: 3
Coding region: 43-864 (273 amino acids)
Biological process (GO): mitochondrial translation
Cellular component (GO): mitochondrial large ribosomal subunit; mitochondrial ribosome
Molecular function (GO): structural constituent of ribosome
Source: RefSeq, a predicted model, not a curated record